CUUCACGGCAGUCUUAAGGUGGACGGUUGCUCAGCAAGAAUCAGCCGCUUACUUCUGCCGGUCCUUUCCAUAUAGUCUUCCCUUUCGAUACAAUAAUCAAAGCUCCGUUUAAUUCGGCCCAUAAUAUCCGAUAAAAAAACAUCGUCAUAUUUCACAAGCGCAAUUUUACACCGAAACCGGGUGAAAAAAAGAUAUCGAAAUAGCCGAUUUUUCUUCCAAUACACUCGAUCUCGUACGUCCACCAUCCCCCGUUCGCGAUCAUCCCUUCGAACGUGGGUACCAAAGAUCGGACGAUCGCCGAACAGUUUAUCGUUCCAAGUUGAUUGAUUGAAAAACAAUCGAAAUCGUCACGCGGAAGCGGAGAAGAGGGUAAUAAAUCGGUGAUUGUGUGCGCGCGGGGGUUGAAAGAAGUUUUAGUAGUGAUCGCCGGUAACCGGCUGCUUCUGCUGUUGCUGCUGUUGCUGUUUCUGUUGCUGCAGCCCCAGACGAUUUCAUCGAAGUGGUGGGGAUCGUCUUACCGAUUUUUCGUGGUGGGGGUAAACUAAGACUCAAAGAUCCGGGUGACACAGUUUUGCGGGCAGCUGAUCUGUGCGACAAGUUUGGCAAUUUUUUUUCCCCACCGGUACCUAUUUCUUCGCCUUUUUUGCCAACGAUUUUUCCGGCGAUACCGAUCCAUCGAUAGCGGCGCAUCAUUUCGAACGAACGAUGUUUCCUAUUUUGUAACGAGAGGGACGAAAUAAGAGCUCAUACAGUGCGGCGUUGCUUGUAACUUCGUCGUCAUCUACGACACGUUUCGCCGUCGUAAGACUGUAAAUAAAAAAUCGCCAUCGCAAUCGCAUUCGAUUCGGGUGAUCGGUCCGUUAAAAUGAGGAAAAAGUAAUCGCCUCAAAGCCCUGCAGAAUUGAAGUAAGAACUCGGAUAUCGUGAGCAUCAAAAUAAUUCGAAUAAAAAUAUCCCCGUAAAACCGAUCUCCCACCGAUCGAAGAUGACAUCGAAUGAUGAACUUUUUUGCGCAUUGCUGUCGCUGCAGUUGCGAGAGAUUGAAAAUUAAAUUUUUCCAAUAACAAUAAUCCCACGAACAACCAGUGACAUUCAUGAAGUAAAAAUAAUAAAGAAUCAUCGUUAAUUCCAAUAAUAAGAUUACAAAAAAUUAACGAAUCAAGACACGUGUAAUAAAUAUCGUUGACGAAAAUUUUGAGCCUCGGAGAAGAUCAACGGGACUAAGAGAAAAAAAGAAAAGAGAAGAACAAAUCUCAUUCGGGAAUGGAGAUGCGUACUUUUCUCGUGGCGAUUUGCCUUUUACUGGUCACUCCGAUCACCGGAUCACUUUGGGUCGCCGGAAGCCAGGUUGUGAUGGAUCCUAUGUUGGUCUGUAAAAAAACUCGACGAUUGAAGGGAAAACUUGCGGAUAUCUGCCGUAAGGAACCGGCGUUGCUGAAGGAAAUCGUAAAGGGUGUUCAAGUCGGCACAAAGGAGUGUCAACAUCAGUUCAGAAAUCGUCGUUGGAAUUGUACAACCGUCAGAAGAUCGCUGAGAAAAAUUUUACUGAGAGACACGAGAGAGACGGGUUUUAUAAACGCCAUAACAGCAGCCGGGAUAACUCACGCGGUUACUAGAGCAUGUACCAUGGGUAAUUUGGUCGAAUGUUCCUGCGACAAAACCGUUAACAAAGGUGGUAGAAAUCGUGCGAGAAAAUCGAACGCAGCUGGAAGAUCGUCGUCGUCGUCGUCGUCGUCGUCGUCGUCGUCUUCGUCGGCGGUAGCGGGAGCGGACAGAAGUAUGAAAGGUCCUUUGGCGGAGGGCGAAUGGGAGUGGGGAGGAUGCGGAGACAACGUUAAUUUCGGUUUUAAAAAAUCGCGAGAUUUUAUGGACGCUCCUUACCGAAAACGUAGCGAUAUUAAAACUUUAGUGAAACUCCACAACAACGACGCCGGGCGUUUGGCGGUGAAGAACUACAUGCGUACGGAAUGCAAGUGUCACGGUUUGUCCGGCUCUUGUACGGUUCGUACGUGUUGGCGUAAAAUGCCUCCGUUUAGAGAGGUCGGUAACCGUCUUAAGGAUUCGUUCGACGGCGCUGCCAAAGUGAUACCAAGUAACGACGGACACAGUUUCAUAACGGAGGGUCCGACGAUCAAACCUCCCGGUCGUUUCGACCUAGUUUACAGCGAGGAUUCUCCCGACUUUUGUAAAUUGAAUCGGAAAACCGGAUCUCUGGGCACUCAGGGCAGACAAUGCAACGCCACGAGUCCCGGAGUCGAGGGUUGCGAACUUCUCUGUUGCGGUCGUGGCUACGACACUAAAGUUGUCAAGGAAAAGGUCAACUGUCACUGUAGGUUCAAAUGGUGCUGCGAAGUCACUUGUAGCACCUGCGUCGUCAAAAUGUCCGUGAACACCUGUCGUUGAAUAAUAAGAAAUUUUUAGUCGUCGCCACCUACAGAUAAAGCACCGUCGUUUUUUUUUUUUUUUUUUUUUU
This is a messenger RNA of Athalia rosae (coleseed sawfly), 2473 nucleotides long. It is a transcript of the gene Wnt6, whose product is annotated as protein Wnt-6. Gene Ontology annotation, cellular component: extracellular region. The coding region runs from base 1264 to 2403 and encodes 379 amino acids. Gene Ontology annotation, molecular function: frizzled binding; cytokine activity. Lineage: Eukaryota; Metazoa; Arthropoda; Insecta; Hymenoptera; Athaliidae. The transcript has 5 exons. The record is from RefSeq and is a predicted model, not a curated record. Gene Ontology annotation, biological process: canonical Wnt signaling pathway; cell fate commitment; neuron differentiation.